This is a messenger RNA of Mus caroli (Ryukyu mouse), 774 nucleotides long. The record is from RefSeq and is a predicted model, not a curated record. NCBI's taxonomy places the organism in Eukaryota, Metazoa, Chordata, Mammalia, Rodentia, Muridae.
AUGGCUGUGCCAGAGGCGCCGCCGUGGCGAACGCGCGCCUGGGAGGCCCGAGGCGCUGAAGAACAGGUUGUCCGGGCCGCACCGUCGCAGCUACCGGAAGUAGCUGUUGUCCGGGCAACCGAAACCCAAACUAAGCAGCUAGAGGCAGUGAGGACGGUCCGGGGACUCGGGAGACGUCCGCUGGAGGAGCAUGGCGACUACUGGAUUAAGAAUGAGAGCGAGCGCUGGGCACUACCGGAGCAUAGCCGCCGCCAAACACAGACUGGUUUCGCGCAGGCACGGAUCGCUUCCGGAAAUGCCUUCUGCUUUAGGUCUCCGAAAAUCAGAAAGUGGGGAGCGCUGCUGCUGCGCACAGCUUAUUUAGUUCCACUGCUGUCUACCGCCCAUCCCAUGGAGUCUCCGUCCCCUACAAUCUCAGAUAGGGCAAGCGGGCGUAGCGCUGUUCUUCCAGGGCGCUCACACCCAGCUGAGGAUCCCAUUUUAGUGUUACAAAGAGAAAACAAAUGGAUGGAAGAAAAUCAAAUAGAGAAGUAAAGAAAAUUAAGCAAAGAAAAUUAACCUGUGCUUUGAAAUGAUCUCAAACGCAUAGUUUGGCUAAAUGGUGAGGGUUUUUUGUUUGUUUGUGGUGAUGGCACAUUAAAUUUUUUACUUGCCGAUGGAAAUUCCUGGAAAGAAGCUGUGUCUGUAAUUAAGACAGCAGUGAUGUGGAGAGGCUGUGAGUCUGCGGGUCCAGAGACUGAUUACCUUGUCUCUGUUAGCUCCUGGAACAGACAU